Molecule: messenger RNA, 951 nt
Organism: Rhincodon typus (whale shark)
Lineage: Eukaryota; Metazoa; Chordata; Chondrichthyes; Orectolobiformes; Rhincodontidae
Product: complement C1q tumor necrosis factor-related protein 3
Exons: 6
Coding region: 1-951 (316 amino acids)
Molecular function (GO): protein binding
Source: RefSeq, a predicted model, not a curated record
AUGGCUCUGAAGAUUUGUGAAUGCUGGUCCCUGCUCAUCUUCCUCUUCCUCCCUUUUUGUCUAUGUCAGGAAGAAUACUCGGAGGUGAGCGUGAAAGAUAUUGCAAACUUGACAAAAGUAGUUGAAAACCCUGAAGCUUCCAGGUAUUUAAACAGCGAACAGACUGAAGCUGCAAACCAUAUAGGUGGGGUAAAUUCGAGACAGGCUGCAGCUGACAAGACAGGAAAAGUACAUAAAAAGCCGAAAAGAAAGAAAUUUGAAACUAAGGUGAUAGAACAGCCAACUUCUAAGGAACAACAUGAGAUUGUGGAUAGGCCUGCUCAUUUCGAAUGUAAUCGUUGUUGUCACCGAGCAGAGCCUGGUCCCCGUGGAUGGCCUGGUCCUCCUGGCCAAGCUGGUAUUCCGGGAAACCAUGGAAAUAAUGGAAAUAAUGGGCUGCCAGGACAUGAGGGUGAGAAGGGAGAGCAAGGCCCUAAAGGUGAUAUGGGACCCCGAGGAGAACGUGGAAUUCAAGGCAUUAAAGGAGAAAAGGGACAAGCAGGCAUCCCAUCAGAACUCAAAGUUGCUUUCAUGGCUUCUAUGGCAACUCAUUUCACAAACCAGAACAGUGGUAUUAUCUUCAGCAGUGUGGAGACCAAUGUUGGAAGUUAUUUUGACGUUAUGACUGGAAGAUUUACUGCACCUAUAACAGGUGUUUAUUUCUUUAUUUUUAACAUGAUGAAGCAUGAAGAUGUAGAAGAAACAUCUGUCUACCUAAUGCACAAUGGAAAUGUCGUCAUAAGCAUGUAUAGUUCCGAAUCCAAGGGAAAGCAUGAUACUUCAGGAAACAGUGGGGUGCUUAAGCUUCAAACAGGAGAUGAAGUUUGGCUGCGGAUGGGAAAUGGAGCAUUGCAUGGUGACCAUCAAAGACAUUGUACAUUUUCUGGCUUCCUCCUUUUUGAGGGUAGCUAA